UCAUAUCCAAAUCACACAAUUCUUUCUUUCUUUUCCGUUUUGAUUUUGUCAAACCAUUUAUGCAAUGAAUCGUUUGACGAAAUGGUUGCAGAAAGAUCAAGAAGAGGCCGUCACGAGAAGCAGUCGACGAGCCUUGAUGAUGUCUGCCGCUGCCUUGCAAAUCCAAACUCUGGAAGAUGAGGAUUCACAAUGGGGUGGUUCUUCAGAAGGUCGUACCUAUAAGGCCAGGGAUCGAGAGCUGAUGGAUCUUCGACUCAAAGCUCAAUACUUCACUGAUCCGUGCAGAGAUGCUUGUGGGAGACUAAGCUUAUCCACUGAACAAAAGCUGACAUGCGCCAUGAGAAUGCUCGCGUAUGGCAUCACAGCUGAUUUCUGCGAUGAUUACCUAGAUAUUGCGAAGAGCACUGCCAUUGAGAUUUUGGAGCACUUCACAACAGCAAUCUGGAAUGUGUACCAUGAGACUUACCUCCGCCGACCAACACCAGCGGAUUUGAUCCGGAUGAUAUCCCAACUAGACCCAAGAAAGCAGAGAUAUAUGACAGACCAAUAAUUCCCACCGAUGUUCAUCGCAAUCCGCAUCAACUAAAUCAAUUCUU
This is a messenger RNA of Rosa chinensis, 596 nucleotides long. RefSeq lists its product as uncharacterized. Lineage: Eukaryota; Viridiplantae; Streptophyta; Magnoliopsida; Rosales; Rosaceae. The transcript is spliced from 3 exons. The coding region runs from base 65 to 550 and encodes 161 amino acids. The record is from RefSeq and is a predicted model, not a curated record.